AGCAGGAGCUGGAGCUGGAGUCAGUGCCAGUCGGUGUGAGGAGCCGAGCGGGACCGGCCCGGUUAGAGCGAUGCGCGGCGGCGGCAGCGAUGGCCAAAUGGUUCAAGGAGCACCUGGGUUUCAGGAGCAGCAAGGGGCCCCCACAGCCCCCGAAACCCGACUACCGCCCGCGGCCGGGGGCAGAGCCCGACAUCCUGGCCGCCUACAAGCUGCAGAAGGAGCGGGACUUCGAGGAUCCGUACACCGGCGGCUCCAGCUGCCUGCAGCGGCUUCGCUCCGAGGCGGCCGGGCCAGGGGCAGCUUCUGUAGCUGCGGCUGGAGCUCCCGGUGCCGGCUCCUCUCCACAUCACCACCCGGCCAAGAACGCUGCUUCUCCCGAACUCAAGUACAUCUCCCCGAAACACCGGCUCAUCAAAGUGGAAAACCCCGAGAAAAACUGCAGCAAGUUGGCUCCAUCUCCAGAGGACAACAAGCAGGACAAGGUCAUUAUUCUCGAAGACUACGCAGAUCCAUUCGAUGCUAAGCAGUCUGGUGUGACUCAGGUUGGACAGGAGAAAGUGACUGAGAAUGAUGGCUACAUGGAACCUUACGAAGCCCAAAAAAUGAUGGCAGAGAUACGCCGGAGAGGGUCCAAGGAUGUAUCCUGCAGACCGCUGCCACUAUACGACACACCGUACGAGCCCAUGGAGAACGGCGGAGAGUCCGAUACGGAGAAGCCAGUCUCCCAUCGCCUCCGAGAGAGUCGUCUCCCAGAGGACGAUGAGCGGCCGCCAGGAGAAUACGACCAGCCCUGGGAAUGGAAGAAGGAUCGAAUCUCCAAAGCAUUUGCAGUUCAGUUCGAUGGCGUCAACAAGAAUUGGCCGUCGCCACCCAAGGAAGAGAAGGUCCGGCACCAGAACAGGCUAUCGGGAUCCAACUUCAAAUCUCUAAAACAUCAAAGCCUGGAAUUUAGUGGAGCGCUGGGGGAGAGAGUGGAGCCAAACCUGCCUCUCGGGAACCAAACCUGGUAUCACGGAGCAAUCAGCCGGAUAGAUGCAGAGAAUCUCUUACGUUUGUGUAAGGAAGCCAGUUACCUGGUCCGGAACAGCGAGACCACCAAGAACGACUACUCCCUCUCACUGAAGAGUAACCAGGGGUUCAUGCACAUGAAACUCACCCGAACCAAAGAGAGUAAAUACAUCUUGGGUCUGAACAGCCCUCCAUUUGACAGUGUGCCCGAGAUAAUCCACUACUACAGCAGCCGCAAACUGCCCAUCAAAGGAGCUGAGCACAUGUCCCUGCUGUACCCAGUGGCUAUCAGAACGCUAUAAUGAUCGGAGAUUGUCUGAACACGUUCCAUAGACAGAGCUCACUCCUGUAAAGAUCCUUCUGUAGACUAACGCUCACUCACACACGCAGGCAACCCAGCGACGGCGACCUUUGACCUUCAGCCAGUGACACUCCACGUGCAUGCUCAGAGUGACCGGAAUGACCGGUUUCCGAAUUUGGCCGAGGCAAGAGAGCCCUCUGACCAGCACCUGCCUCCGUCCCUUUGUGAAACCACUGAUCUGAACCAGGCACUCCCUCCUGCCAAUCCACACACUGGGACUGCAGCAUGUAGCGAGUUAUCAACAGCAACUGAAACUUCUUGGAACUUUGGAAUAUUGUCAGAAUCUUUAACUAAUGUAUAUUUAUGAGGAGUCUUUUUUUCCAGUUUAUUCUUCAGGGUGGCUUUGGGCUUGGCAAGUCUGUCUCUGAUCUAAAGCUCAGCUUGGGUGUGAGGGCAGAAACCACUCCCUGAGACAGGAACUCGACAGACAAUCCCCGAGACAGACCACAGGCUGGGACAUGGCUAAACUGGUACAAUCUCCCAGGGAUGAGUGUAACAGUGGUGGACAGAGUUUAACUCUGUGUCUAACCCUGUGCUGAUGCUGUCCUCUGAGUGUCUGAUGGGGACUAGUGUAGAGGAAGCUUCACUCUGUAUCUAACCCCCUUUUGUCCAUGUCCUCUGAGUGUCUGAUGGUGCGGGUGUAGAGGGAGCUUCACUCUGUAUUGAACCCUGUGCUGUCCCUGACCUGGGGUGUUUGAUGGGGACAGUGUACAAGGGACUUUAUUCUGUAUCUAACCCCAUGUUGUCCCUGUUGUGGGAGUGUUUGAUGGGGGGACAGUGUAGAGGGAACUUUACUCUGUGUCUAACCCCAUGUUGUCCCUGUUAUGGGAGUCUUUGGCGGGGGACAGUGUAGAGGGAGCUUUACUCUGUAUCUAACCCCAUGUUGUCCCUGUUAUGGGAGUGUUUGGCGGGGGACAGUGUAGAGGGAGCUUUAUUCUGUAUCUAACCCCAUGUUGUCCCUGUUGUGGGAGUGUUUGGUGGGGGACAGUGUAGAGGAAGCUUUACUCUGUAUCUAACCCCAUGUUGUCCCUGUUUUGGGAGAGUUUGAUGUGGGACCGUGUAGAGGAAGUGUUACUCUCUACAUGUCCCCUUGCUGUCCCUAUCCUGGGUAUUAUUGAUCAGACACUCAGGAACUUAAAGGAAGAAAGUUACCAUCUCCAGAAGCUUGAAGACCAGAAGAGAAGAGAAGAUACAGGUAGUGAAUGGUGACUGUACUGUAUUUAACCUUGUCCUUCACAGUUACAUUCCUGUUCAUCUGCUGUCAAAAUAAUUGACUAAGAUGGAGCCCUCACACAUUGAAUUGGAGGAGAGAUGUGAAGGGUUUGGGAUCGAAAACCCAAUGUUGAGUUGUGGACAGGGCACAGGUUCAAGUAUGGGGGGGAGGAAAUUGGUUGAGAUAAUUCUCAGUGAGGAGAUGCCAGCAGCAGCUCAUUAUGUACCGAUGCAGGCGAGUUACUCUAAUUGGGGUAAAAAAGGAUAUCUUGCAAAAACAUUUCGAUUUAGUGCACCAAAAAUCAUUUCUAUAUUACCCAACUCCUGCGGUGUUUUGGAAAAGUACAAGUUGCCCUUCUCCUUUUCUGGUUUAUAAGCUGCUUAUACAAUUAAUUUCCUGUCCAGAAGAUCCUUUCCAAGUUGAAUAGUAUUUGCACUCCAGAAACUGGCCGUUCUGCCCAUCUGGUCAAUGCUAGUGUUUAUACUCUGGACAAUCCUACUCCCUCCUUAUAUCCUCAAACCCCAUUAACAUAUCUUUCUAUAAUCCAUUCUCUCUCAUGCAUUUAUCCUGUAUCCCCUUAAAUCCAUUGACACCACUCACCUCAAUUACACCCUGGUGGUAAUGAGCUCCACAUUCUCACCACUCUCCAGUGGUUUUUCCUGGAUUCCCAAUUAAGCAGUGACUAUCUUAAAUAUAUGGACCUUGGUUUUGACUUCCCUACAAAUGGAAACAUCUUCUCUAUGUCAGCUCUAUCAAACCUUUUCUUCAUUUUCAACACUCCAUUAUUUUGUUUCGUCAGGAAAGGAUUUUCAGCCCAUAUGAUGUUACCUGAUCAGUUCAGGGUCAGCCAACACAAGAGUGUGAGGGUGUGAGAGAUAAAAUCUUUGAGGUAAAAACCCUACAACAGAUGGCUUUUAGUUUAGAUCUCAAAUUUAAAGAUAAGGUCACGUCGUGGUUAUGUUAGUUGGCUUGUGAAACAGAGAAUUGGGGUUUUAAUCUGCUGAAGGAGACUUUUGGAUUAGAUUAUCUAUAGUAUGAACACAGGCCCUUCAGCCCAACAAGUCCACACUGACCCUCCAAAGACUAACCUACCCAGACUCAUUCCCUUACCCUAUAUUUACCCCUGACUAAUGCACCUAACACUAAGGACAAUUUAGCAUGCCCAAUUCAUCUAACCUGCACAUCUUUGGACUGUGGGGGGAAAUUGGAGCACCCGGAGGAAACCCACACAGACACGGGGAGAAUGUGCGAAUGCCACACAGACAGUCACUGGAGGCUGGAAUCGAACCAUGGUGCUGUGAGGCAGCAGUGCUGACCACUGAGCCACCGUGCUGCCCAAAUUUUAGAAUUUUGUCUUAAAACAUUAGUGUUGAUGAGGUGAUGCUGAAGUGAUUCGAUUGCAAAAAAAAACCCCAUCUGGGUUCUCUGACGUCCUUUGAUGAAGGAGAUCUGCUGUCCUGACCAAGUCUGGGCAUGUAUACAGCUCUGGACCCACCCUGGUGUGGUUGAUUAUUAACUGCACUGUGAAGUGAGUCAGCAAGACCCUCAGUUUUUAUUAACUUGUUAUUGGGAACUAGUGUACAGCAAUCAUCAUAACUUCACCCAGUUUUGUGAAAUAUAAACACGAAGAACUUCUCAUCAACCAAUCAGCUUCCCAGUGAGAUGUUUCAGUCCAAACUCUAUUUUGACCCGGUUGCUUGUUGGAUGAUGCUGUGUAAUAAUGGACAGCGAGCUCCCACACUGGGGCUCCCACAUCUGAAGACUGAACCUUUGGGUGCCAGAAGGUUCCAUAAUGCCGUGUUUGCGUAAACGUCAGCGCUUUCUCAAGACGAAAAGAAGAAAGCGAGGGAAAAGUGAGAGGGUGCAACUUGUCGUCAGAUUUCAAACUCUAGGAGUUAAAAACUUAAUGCUGCUUGAAGCUUAUAAAAUGGUGCCACUUGUUUUGGAAGGACAUGAGAAUGAUUCCUUCGAAUGGUGGACGACACUGUGGAGUCUCUUUUGGUACACUUUAUUUAUUAAAGAGAGAAACUAAUCUGCGGGAAAUGUGGUUUCUGAAA
Molecule: messenger RNA, 4639 nt
Organism: Hemiscyllium ocellatum (epaulette shark)
Lineage: Eukaryota; Metazoa; Chordata; Chondrichthyes; Orectolobiformes; Hemiscylliidae
Product: SH2 domain-containing adapter protein F-like
Exons: 6
Coding region: 90-1310 (406 amino acids)
Molecular function (GO): phosphotyrosine residue binding
Source: RefSeq, a predicted model, not a curated record